CGCGUCACCACGGCCCAGUUGGCAAGCCCGCCAAGCAGCAGAACAAGGCGUGCCACGUGACAGGUGUGACUGUGACGGAAUCUUUGCUGUUAGCGCUGGGUGCCUGAGGCGGCGGACAACGGAGCCGCAGGGCAGGUUUGGUUGGCUGUCGAGCCGUGGCGAUCUCAUGCAAGUGACGACCCUGGAGCUUGUGCUCCCAGCAACCGCCGCAUCAUCCCGAAGCUCUCCCAAACUCCCCUGUCGCUCAGAGGUCGCUUGUAUCGCCAAGGUUGGUGCUCUCUUGUUUCAGACGCAAACAAUAAACAACUCCCCGAGCUCGCUCCCUCCUGAGUCGCUUGUGUCGCCCGCGCACGUCGAUGCCGUGAACGAGCGAAAAAAACCACGCCAAAAACGCAAACGCCCAGUCGCAAGCCGCAGCCCGACCGACACUUUGGUGCCCCCACACAGUGUCGUCGACACGGACGCUGCGACCCGCCCCCUACCUGCUCACCGGGACCGCCAGCCAGCACGCAGACAAACCUUAAACCCGAGAGCGAGCUGCUGUCGCUGCCGCCAUCAUGUCGACCCAUUUACAGACGCCGCGCCGCACCAAUCUCCGUCCCUCGCUGGCCAACUCCUCCCUCAACACCGCCUCCUCGCCCGCCCUGUCCGCCUCCCAGCGCACCGCCUUCGAGCGCAAAGCCAGCCUUCACGCCCUGACCGGUUCAUCGCCCGCGCGAUCCGCCGGCGGCCCGCCCUCUGACGCCAUGGUUGGCGGCGACGGACAGCCCCUCGAGGUGGGCGACGAAGUCGACGUGCCCGGCGGCAUGUACGGAGUUGUCAAGUUCAUGGGAGGCGUGCGAGGAAAGAAGGGGAACUUCGCCGGUGUCGAACUAGCAAGAGAGUACGCGGCCAAAGGAAAGAACGACGGUGACGUCGACGGGUGAGUCUUCCUCCGCUGCCAGUCCAGACGGGCUGUCUGCUCA
This is a messenger RNA of Aplosporella prunicola CBS 121167, 965 nucleotides long. RefSeq lists its product as uncharacterized. The transcript has a single exon. The record is from RefSeq and is a predicted model, not a curated record. NCBI's taxonomy places the organism in Eukaryota, Fungi, Ascomycota, Dothideomycetes, Botryosphaeriales, Aplosporellaceae. The coding region runs from base 167 to 742 and encodes 191 amino acids.